UUAUUCAGCUUCUCUCUCUACUCAAUUUUGCUGUGCCAGAUCUUCAAACCUAACCCUACUCUUUCCCAAAUAGUAAUUGUUUGAUUCGCAAAUUAGCAUUUUUGUCUUCCUUUGAUCUGCAUUUUGAAUGCUCCUGAUAUAACAUUGAGGGACACUGCUUCCGGUGCCUUGACAUUCAAUUGUUCCUGAACGGCUAAACAGAGAUCUACGAUUUGCCUGCAGUAGUGGCUUGUGGAAGAGCUGCUAUUGAAGGUUGGAGUAUCAAGUGGUUCGUCUUCAUUUUUCACAUGCAUAUAUAAAUUGCAGGCUCCUUCCAUUGGCGCGUGAGUGCUGGCUCAUCGUCAUAAUAACCGACCAGCGUCAUAAUACUUCCUCCAUGGGACCCUUAUGCUCAUUUGUCUAGUUUCUAGUUGUAGUUAGAGUGUGGAAAGAUGGCCAAUCCAGACGAGGAACAACCACAAUCGCAGCGUUCCUAAAUUAGACGGGCUGCUGUAUUGCGGCGUCUGACAUUCAAAGAAGAAGAAGAAAGCAAAAAAGGUAGAAAAUUUGCAGUCUUUCACGCUGUGCAUUCCAUUCGAUAGCUAUGUCGGAAAAUCCGGUGCAACUUCUGUUAAAAGGAGUAGGCAGAGUUUCAGAGUGCAUUCAGACGAAUCUCUCUCGCUUAUUCCCGUGCCCAGAUGAUCCUUCAUCCUCGCAACCCAGAAACAAGACCCCUCUUUUAACGCUCUCCACACCCAAUCACACUCGCCAACCCGCCGAAAUUCUCAACAAGGGAAAAGCAUCAGGCCCAACAACUAAAGAAGAACUUGGAAGAGCUACAUGGACUUUUCUCCACACUCUAGCUGCUCAGUACCCGGAUAAGCCGACCAGGCAACAGAAGAAAGAUGUCAAAGAACUGAUGGAGAUAUUAUCUCGCAUGUAUCCUUGUAAGGAAUGUGCAGAUCACUUUAAAGAAGUUAUAAGAGCGAACCCUGUAAUGGCUGGAUCGCAUGAUGAGUUCUCCCAAUGGUUAUGCUAUGCGCAUAACGUUGUUAAUAGAAGCCUAGGCAAGGUUGUGUUUCCAUGUGAACGAGUUGAUGCUCGGUGGGGGAAGCUAGAAUGCGAGCAGCGCGCAUGUGACCUGCAAGGGACCACCAUGGAUUUCAGCAAUGAAGCAAAAUGAAGGUCGAGUGUUAUAAAUAUUGCUACUGAAUCUUGUAGCCUUAAAUCAAUGAGGAGUAACAUUAUUGGUGGUGCAAGCUAUUCAUUGAUGUUGUUUAAUGUCGAUCAAAGAAAUGCAAAAAUAUCAAUCCAUUCCUUUGUCAUGUA
Salvia hispanica is the source of this 1308-nucleotide messenger RNA. The record is from RefSeq and is a predicted model, not a curated record. NCBI's taxonomy places the organism in Eukaryota, Viridiplantae, Streptophyta, Magnoliopsida, Lamiales, Lamiaceae.